AUGUCGGACCAUAGUAUAUCAGACCAGAGGGGUCCACCUCCGGACCCUCGCCAAGCGAUCAGGAGGGUGCAUCAGCAACCCCGGACUGGUGUGACAGAUGCAACCAGGGGAUCAUAUCAGCAGCCUCGGACUGGUAUGAUACAUGCGACCAGAGGAAAAACAAUAUCAAGAAGAACAUUUAACAUCUGCACCUACAAUCCACGAACGAUCAACGACCUUAACAACCACUCCUUAGAUACAAUGCUCCAUGAACUCAACAACAUAAAGUGGGACAUUGUCGGAUUCUCAGAAACAAACGUUAAAGAAAGCAAGAUUGAAAUCCACGAAACAACCGGCCACAAACUGUUCUUCUCUUGCAAUGAGAUUUCACGAUCAAACGGCGUUGGCUUUCUUAUAAAAAAAACAUGUCUUCCUUUAAUAGAAGACUAUAGAACAACUUCUGACAGACUUGCUCUCCUAAGCCUGAAAGGAAAAUUUUCAAGACUAGUCUUCAUACAGUGCUAUUUUCCAACGUCAUCUCACCCAGACGAAGAAAUCCUAGAACUCUAUGAUAAUUUUCAAUCUAUUGUCAACGACAUCCCGAAGAAAGACCACCUUUUCAUCAUGGGGGACUUCAACUGUAAACUAGGUCAACUUCACAAUACCUUCCCAUCAGCAAUUGGCAAACAUACCCCAAGUAUUGUGAAUAACAGAGGAGAACUCCUUGCCCAAUUCUGUGUGAAAAAUAAUCUUCUAGUCACCAAUACCAUGUUUCAAAAGAAAAAGCUACUUACUUGGACCUCACCUGAUGGCAAGACCAGGAAUCAAAUAGACUUCAUCCUCUCACGAAAACCAUCAGUGAGACUAAAUGUACUAGACAGUUGCGCAUUAAAUACCCCCGACAUAUCAGACCAUCGCAAGAUACUCGCAAAAAUCAGAUUGAGCUUCUCCUGGCCACAAAGGAAAAAGCCUGUUCCAAAACUUGACAUAGAACAACUCAAACACCCAAAAAUAGCUGCACAAUUCCAGAUAGCCUUGCAGAACCGUUUUGCUGGUCUUAAAUCAGAAACCGACUCGGAAACCAUAUACAACACAAUAUGUAACGGUGUAAAUGAUGCCUCGAAGGAAACACUCCCAAGGAACACUGACCCCGUUCCAGAAUGGAUGUCACAGCAAACAAAACUAGCAAUCUCCAACAAACACAAAAUUAGAAAAGAGCAUGGCUCGUCAUCUAUGCAAUAUGAGAUCGCUAAAGCUGAAUCCAAUAAACUCUUGAAAAAGGACCAAUUAAAUCAUAUUGAGUGUAGUAUUGAAAAACUCAAUAACCUUCCACCAAAUAAGAUGUAUCAUGCCGCAUUGAAAAAGCUCAAACCCAAACCUAAAAACAGAAGUUGGGGGUAUCAAAGACAGUAA
Molecule: messenger RNA, 1392 nt
Organism: Rhopilema esculentum
Lineage: Eukaryota; Metazoa; Cnidaria; Scyphozoa; Rhizostomeae; Rhizostomatidae
Source: RefSeq, a predicted model, not a curated record